GGGGCUCGGUGUAGCUGGAAAGGCGACUUCUGGUGGACAGCCCACUCCUACAUGUAGGCACAGAGGUCGCGGAGGAGAAGAAACCCACCGCUUCAUGUUCUUAAUCAGCCUCAAUGUAGCUUCACUCGAUUCUGUCAAAGCUGCAUGAUUAAACGAAAGGAGAUUAUGACUGAAAACACCUGGGUGCGGCACACUUUAGAGGAAAAGGUUUCGCUCUGCCGGAGGUCGUACGCAUUUUUGCCUUUUGUAUUUCCUUGCUGAAUGUCGUGGACAUUUUGGAUUUUUUUAAUGCUUUUGUGACAUUAAGUCUUACCAAUUAAGGACCAUUUUUUCCCCUCUUCUCUUCGGUUAGUUAGUUUGAGUAACAUCUGGAAGGUAAAUACUUUAAAGUCUGAAAACAACUGGGGGACGACAACGUUUAACAACUUGAGGACGGCUUGCUGAGGAGGCUGUGCGUACUGGGCCAGCUUCGAGUUGCUCUUUAAGUGGGCAACAUUUAGCUAGCUGCUAACACUAGCACAACCCUAUUGAACUACCCUCAAGCAAAACUGUGAAACUAGCUAAUGCCCACCUCUUGACAUAUUUUUUUGGAUAUAGUAGCACCCUGCCCUUAACCUGGACAUCAUUAAAUGAGACGCUGACUCCACAGUAAUUUAGAUAAGCAAAUUGUUGCUGUUGGAUCUGUCAUCCACUGGGAUCCAGGCGCUUGAGUCCUAAAUGACAAGUGCCUGAGGAUGUCCAAGCGGAGCUUAUUUGUUCGUCUGGUGCCGUGCCGCUGCUUGCGGGGUGAGGAGGAGGCAGUAACAUCGCUGGACUACUCCCACUGCAGCCUGGAGACUGUUCCUAAGGAGAUCUUUAGCUUUGAGAAGACCCUGCAGGAACUCUACCUCGAUGCCAACCAGAUCGAGGAGCUGCCUAAACAACUGUUUAACUGCCAGUUACUCCACCGACUGAGCAUGCCAGAUAAUGACCUAACAGUUUUGCCAGCAGCAAUCGCAAACCUCAUCAAUCUCAGGGAGCUUGAUGUCAGCAAAAACAGUAUCCAGGAGUUUCCAGAAAACAUUAAGAAUUGCAAAGUCCUGGCUAUUGUAGAAGCCAGUGUGAAUCCCAUAUCCAAGCUCCCAGAAGGCUUCACCCAGCUUCUAAGUCUGACGCAGCUCUACCUGAAUGAUGCCUUUCUGGAGUUCCUACCAGCCAGCUUUGGCAGGUUGACUAAACUACAGAUCUUGGAGCUGAGGGAGAACCAGUUAAAGAUGUUGCCAAAAAGCAUGCACAAGCUCACGCAGCUGGAGAGGUUGGACCUGGGGAGUAAUGAGUUUACUGAAGUGCCUGAGGUGUUGGAGCAGCUGACUGGAAUCAAGGAGCUGUGGAUUGAUGGGAACAGACUGACGUUUUUACCUGGGAUGCUGGGGACGCUAAAACAGCUCGUAUACCUGGAUGUGUCAAAAAACAACCUGGAGAUGGUAGAUGAGCAAAUAUGUGGCUGUGAAAGUCUGCAGGACCUCUUGCUUUCCAACAAUGCCCUCACACAGCUGCCAGGCUCCAUCGGGUCACUGAAGAAACUGACUGCACUGAAAGUGGAUGAGAACCAGCUGAUGUACUUGCCUGACUCAAUUGGAGGGCUGGCAUCUUUGGAUGAGCUGGACUGCAGUUUCAAUGAGAUCGAAGCCUUGCCCUCUUUCAUCGGCCAGUGUGUCAGCAUACGCACAUUUGCUGCAGAUCACAACUUCCUUACCCGGCUUCCCCCUGAGAUGGGCAACUGGAAGAAUGCAACUGUGCUGUUCCUUCAUUCCAACAAGCUAGAGUCUUUGCCUGAGGAGAUGGGUGACAUGCAGAAGCUCAAGGUCAUCAAUCUCAGCAACAACAAGUUAAAAAAUCUUCCCUACAGUUUCACUAAACUGAACCAGAUGACUGCAAUGUGGCUGUCUGAAAAUCAGUCAAAGCCCCUGAUCCCUCUCCAGAAAGAGGAGGAUCCAGAGACACACAAAACUGUGUUGACCAACUACAUGUUCCCCCAGCAAAUCAGGACUGAGGACUACAUUCCCAACUCUGACUCUGAAAGCUUCAAUCCAGCUCUCUGGGAGGAACAACGCAAGCACCGAGCUCAGGUGGCCUUUGAGUGUGACGAGGACAAGGAUGAGAGAGAAACACCCCCAAGGGAGGGAAACCUGAAGCGCUACCCUACACCAUACCCAGACGAGCUGAAGAACAUGGUGAAGACAGCCCAGACUGUGGCUCACAGGUUGAGGGAGGAUGAAUCGAGUGACGAGUCGGGGAAAGAUGCAAAACCAAUUGAGAGGAACCACAUUGGAGUGCAGGACGUGGGAGUUAAGGUGAUAGAGGCCCCCUGUCCUAACGGCAUGGCAUCAGACGUGGACCCCCAAGUAUCUACCAACACAUACCCCCCUGCCCCUGAAUCGAAAGACACUUCAGAGUCUUACAGCUCUCAGAAAGUCCCACUCAAAUCUUCAGGGGGCUCUAUGAUGAACCACGAGGACACACUGGAGGAUUCUGACGAGCUGUCUGAUGAAGAAGAGGAGAUGAAAAUUGCAGAGAUGAGACCCCCUCUUAUCGAGAUCUCCAUCAACCAGCCUAAAGUAGUGACUUUAAGUAAGGACAAAAAAGAUGAUGCAGACUCUUUGCUGGAUGAGACAGUGGCCAACAGCAACCAGAACAACAGUAACUGUUCAUCGCCAUCACGAAUGUCUGACUCAGUGUCUCUGACCACAGACAGCAGUCAGGACAACUCUCUGUGCACCCCGGAGAGAGAGGCAAAGAUGCCCUUCCUACCAAAAAGCCGGCAAGAUGAGAAUAUGAACCAGCCUAAAGACUCCACCCCUCUCCUCCAUAAUGGCAAUGGCUCUGAAACGUCCCUUCAGGCCCUUUUGAAAACCCAGCAGACCCCGCCAGAGAAAAUGGGUGACUACGACCUUUCCAUGGAAGCCAGACUGGCCUUCAUUGAGAAGGGAAUUAACAACGGCAUGGGAGAAACCUACACCAAGUGGGACCAGAUAAAUAUGAACGUGUCCAAGUUGCCAACCGACAACAUGGUUCAGUUGGAUGAGGUGGACAAAACCAAGAAUGGUUCAGUAACCCAGGAGGACUUUGACAGCAAGCAGGGUUUUAGCAAUAACAACAUGGAGCAUUUUCUGAAUGGAAACCAGCAGGUCAGUGACUUCAUCAAUAGUCUCGGGGACAAAAGCCAAGCGAUGAGAGUAGAGACAUCUGCUGCGCAUGUGGCCUCGACAGGCGUGACAGCCAGCAGUGACAUGUCUUUGUCUCGCAGCACAGAGGAACUGUCUCCAGAGAAAAGGUGCAGUGCCCCGCAGGUGAUGAAGUCUCACAGUGUCAGCAACAUAGAAACAGGGGGCUUGAAGCUAUACUCCUUUGAUGGGGACAGUGACUCCUAUGACACAGCAGGAACGACUAGGAUGGCAGGAGCCGGCCCAGGGCCAGGAGCUCAGGGCCAGAGCAUAGUCAGGAGCAAGUCAGCCAGUCAGUUACUCAACGACCAGACACUCCAGGUCUACCCCAGCUCCUCUGCAUCUUCCUCCGACCUUCUCUCCUCCUCUAAGCCCCCUGCCAGCACCAGCAGAUAUCCAGUUUCCUCCAGCAUGGCCAUGGGCAUCCCUCCUCCUCAGUACAAUAUACAGUACACAAGUAGUGCCAUGCCUAAAGAGGGCCUCUGGACCCAGAGGACGCCCAUGCCCCCAGAGCACCAAGGCUACCUCCCUCCUCCUCCACACUCUCUAGCCAACACCAACUACUCCAACCGCAAUCAGGCACCUCCCUACCCUCUACAGCACCAGCAAAGGGGGCAUCCCAUGGGUCCCAAACCAUCGGGGGACAUGUGGACUAAAGAGAGACAUCAUUCUACUGGAGGCCAGUCUAGAAGCAGCACACUGCAGAGGCAAAGUAGCACCGCCUCCACAGCCUCCAUGGGCGACCCGAGGCGCAUGCAGGUACCUGACGGGGAAUACAUGACGUACAGGGACAUUCACACCCUGGCCAGGGGGCCGCUGGCCAUGAGCCAGGCCAUGCAGAGGCCCCUCUCAGCUCGCACUUACAGCAUCGAUGUACCCGGAGCUUCCAGGCCUCUCAGCACCAAGCCGCAGCCCCACGAGCUUCCAGAGAGGACCAUGUCUGUCAGCGAUUUCAACUACCAGCACAGCAGCCCCAGCAAGAGGCCCAACACCAGGGUGAAGUCUGAGCACUCACUGCUGGAAGGGCCUGGACAGGUGUCAGGAGGAGUUGGAGCAGGAAGGGUGCCAGCUGACUGGAGAGACCAGGUGAUGCGUCACAUCGAGGCCAAGAAAAUUGAAAAGAAUGUGCUGUCUCGCUCCUAUAAUUCCAAUAAUGCUCCGCUGAGCUGGUCUCACUACAGCAGCUGUAGGGAUAUGCAUGCCAGCCAAGGGUCUCUGGUUUUUAGUUCCAGGGACGGACAGUCCUACGGAGCUCUGGGCUUCUGUGAUGAUGUGUUUGGUCCCCAAGGGCAGCAGAGCUACACCAUGGACCCCCACAGAAAAGUGCCUUUGAUGAAUGGUCAAAUGGGCCCUUCUGUUCGUCCUCAGAUGAGCCAGGCGACCAUGGCCCGCCACCCUUCCAGAGAGCAGCUCAUUGAUUACCUGAUGCUCAAAGUCUCCCAUCAGCCCCAGGGGCCCCCACGCAUCCCGCAUGACACACUGCAAGAGAUCCGUGUGAAAUUGGAGAAGAAUCCAGAGCUGGGUUUCAGUAUAUCAGGAGGAGUGGGAGGCCGGGGAAAUCCCUUUCGUCCAGAUGACAAUGGUAUAUUUGUGACAAGGGUUCAACCUGAGGGACCAGCAUCCAAGAUUCUUCAGCCUGGAGAUAAAAUUAUCCAGGCAAAUGGAUACAGUUUUGUGAAUAUCGAUCACGGGAAUGCAGUGGCCCUCCUGAAGACAUUUCCAAACACUGUGGAUUUGACUAUCAUAAGAGAAAUGCAAGCAUAGACUCCACUGAAACUGACCUCUGAAGAGGGGGGGACACAAGAGAGACGAACUGAGAAAUUUAUGUGGACUCUCAUAUUUUUAUACACAGAGGAGACUGAUCUGUUCACCUGUUGGGACUAUUUAUAGUAGAGAGAUCUUCAUAGCCUUGAUUGAACGGGGAAAACCACUGAAUGUAGUGGAUCAAAGUGAGACAGCGGCAAACCUCUGCAAGUAAGAGUCCUCAAAAGGCCAUCACUGUGGUAUAUAUAUUUUUAUACAAAAGAAGCGGAAGGUGUGACCUGCUCUGAAACAAAUAAUUACUGUGGUCUAUCCAGAUCAUCUUUUUUGUUUUUAGUCCAAAACUCAUAAAUCCUUUAUCAUAAAUUACGUUUUAUUUCUGCAGUUUGGCAUGAAUUGACCACUUGGGGGCAGGGCUCCCUCUCUACUGUCGUCCAAUUUGCCUUUUGUUUUGUUUUGGGUUUUUUUUUUUUUGUUGUUGUUUUUUUUUUUUACUUUUUAUGUAAGAUGUUGAAACCAUUUUCUGGUCUGCCGGGCGAUCUUAUAUGGAGGACAAUGUUACGUGCUUUUCAUGUGGAGACGAAUGUAGAUCAAGGAGGUGUUUGAUUUUGUUUUUUUGGAGAGACAUUUUUUUUGUUUGUUUGUUUCUUUCUCCUGCGAAAUCUGAGAGUUGAGAAGAGGAAAUCAUCCACCCCUACUUCCAUAAACCUGUGAACACCCUCCAUCGUACAGACACUUCUGUCCUCAGUUCCUCCCAAAUAUCUUCACAGCACCUGCUCGGCAUAUCACCUAACAGGAGCACUACCUGUACCACUCCCUGUCCUUAGCAAUAUAAACGAAUCACAGCUUUUCAGAGGUUGAAGAAAUGCAGUUAAUGAGACUAGAAAAUGGAAAGGAAAUUCAAAUAUUGGGGAAAUGGGAGAGGAGAGAUGUAGUAUGUGUUUGAGAAGAUUGAAGCACUAGCAGCCGGCAAGCUAGCUUGUAUAGACUGGAAACAGAGGGAAACGGCUAGCAUGGCUCUGUCAAAAGAUAAGAAAAUCCACAUACCAGCAUCUCUAAAGCCCGCUAAUUAAAAUAUGUCUCCUUCGGUUAAUACGUAAUGUAUUAACUGGGGGGGGGGGUUUAAUUUAUAUGCCGGACUUCCUGGAACUUCAGCUGGUUGCCAGGCAACGGCUGAGUGUCAAGAAAUAGCACAUAACUCAGUAAAACGUCUAAUUGUCCGUUUUGUACCUCGGUUUUUGUAUGUAUUAAACAAACGAGAUAAAACAUGUUAAUUAGUAAAAAAUUUAGAGGUGCUGGAAAGUGGAUUUUGUUACCUUUUGGACAGAUCCAGCUUGUUAGCUGUUUUCCCCUGUCUCCAGCCUUUGUGCUAACCUAAGCUAACGUUACCCAGCUGCUGGCAGAGGCCUUAUAUUUAACGGACAUUUAUAAGAUUGGUAGCUAUCGAUCAUCUCCGAUAUUUUCCCACCACAAAGCGAAUACACAUAUUUCCCAAAAUGUCAAAACCAUUCCUUUUAAGCAUAGAAAGAUAUUGGCGGUUAUGCUAGUUAACCAAAGCAAGUUUGGAAUUGUGGACAGAAGGCAAAAGCAGGAGACAACAAAGUUAUUUGAAUGGCAGGUCAAUGUUUCACUUGUGUUUUUUAUUUUCUAAGGGCUUCAUCUUUCAGGCAGCCAUUGGUGAGAUGAUUGUUUGUAUCAGAGGGGUUUCAACAUCUGGAAGUUUUAUUUUUUACAUGGGAGAAGACCACAGUUUGCCUUUUUGUGUCUAAAAUGUUUUAUCAUGCUUUUUAUCAUCACUUUGGAGCAUUUUCUCAAUCUGUCUUUUCUUUUUUUUCUCCUCGCUGUACAGAGAGUAGAGUUGGGAGAAGCAAGUUGUCAAGUGCCAUAGACCUUGAACUGUUUGAAUAGGGGAGGACCUUUGACCCCAGAGCCCAAGCAAUAUUCACAUAUUCACAACCUUCUGAGUACAUUUGCAGCAUAAUGGCUUAAAAGCAAUAUUUAAAGCCUUUAUUUUCAUUCAGAAAAACAUCAGAUAGCAUUUUUUUUUAAACACAACCUUUUAGUAAUCCCUGAUGACUUUUACAUGAUUUUUAUAUUGUGAAAAGAACCUUUUUUGUAAUGAAAUAGCACAGGAAAUAUAUAUAUGGUAGUGCUAAAAAAAAAAGAUUUCUCUGCAUUGUGUAAAAGUGAAUGUUUGUGUCACUUUGCCCAAGGCUUUUUACUGUUUGUUGCUUAGAUUACCAUAACUCCUGAUGUUCAUCUGUGCAAAAUAAUCAGCUUACGCUGUUGAAAAAUGAAUCCAGUCAAAGCUGCAUCUCACAACAUUCCUAAUGUUUGUCAAAGAACUGUCAGAAGGAAAAAUGUGUUUUGAAAGGCAAUGUAAUGUCCACUUCAUGUGAUGAAAUGUUCUGUACCUCUCCUUUUAAUAUUAAUUCACUUGUAAAUAACUAUUCAAUGAGACGUAUUUCCACAAGAAAUGGAAAUGAUAAAAUUCACAUACUUAGUAAUGGCCCCAUAAGUUCUAAAAACAGAUUUGUGACCACUGUUUAUACAAUAUAAUAGCAUUUCAUCCUACGUGUUUCAGCAAAUGGCAUUCCCUCAACUUGUUUACAGUAGAUUGUGUCGUUUGACCCAUAUUUAAUGCUUGUGGCACUGUCAAACCAAAAUGAAAACAAUGGUAAUUGACUAAAUAAAAUAUCCCUUUUUAAAUAAGUCAUACUGUUUAAAGGUAGCUGUUCUAAGUGAAGCUGUAACCUUCAUUUUUAAACUGAAUCUAAAAUUGGUACAUUUUAUUCACAGGCAAAUUACAAUAUAAUGUGCAUUUCCCAAAUUUGUCACAGAACAUGUAGUAUUUUACACAGAUGAAUUGUUGUUUAUAUUAUUUGUAUUAAUUUUGUUGGUGAUUUCUGUUGACUUUCUAGAAGUAGGGGGAAAUAUUUCUGGGGUAAUGGUCACUUUAUAUUCAUGGCAUACAGUCUGACAUUGUAGACAAUCUUGGGAGAUAAAACAUGUCACAUUUUCUUCAUCCAUGUUGGUCUGAUUCUUAUGCUCCUGUAUUGUUCUUAUUUAUUUAGCAGUUUUCUGUGGGGUUUUUUUUGUUUUGUUUUGUUUUUUUAAGACCUUACUAAUCAAAUUGUAAAUACUCUAAAUCGAGAAAAGAAUUAAUCAUGGCAUUAGUGACUUGCGAUUGUAAAACCAGCAAUAAAUUACAAUGCAGAGGCACCUGUUUUAAUGUAUAGCUAGUAUUUCUAAGGUUUCUCUGGAAACAGCCACAGUGAAAUGAUGAUUGAUAUGCAUUUAUCCAACAUUCCAGAUUUUGUACAUAAUUACCUGUUUCUGAAGUAACCUGUGGAAAAUAAAACUAAUGCUCUUUAACUGGA
This is a messenger RNA of Siniperca chuatsi (mandarin fish), 8344 nucleotides long. It is a transcript of the gene erbin, whose product is annotated as erbb2 interacting protein. NCBI's taxonomy places the organism in Eukaryota, Metazoa, Chordata, Actinopteri, Centrarchiformes, Sinipercidae. The record is from RefSeq and is a predicted model, not a curated record. Bases 735 to 4967 code for a protein of 1410 amino acids. Gene Ontology annotation, biological process: neurotransmitter receptor transport postsynaptic membrane to endosome; neurotransmitter receptor transport, endosome to postsynaptic membrane. Gene Ontology annotation, molecular function: protein binding. Gene Ontology annotation, cellular component: postsynaptic density; postsynaptic membrane; adherens junction. The transcript has 27 exons.